Molecule: messenger RNA, 2184 nt
Organism: Cololabis saira (Pacific saury)
Lineage: Eukaryota; Metazoa; Chordata; Actinopteri; Beloniformes; Belonidae
Gene: shq1
Product: SHQ1, H/ACA ribonucleoprotein assembly factor
Exons: 12
Coding region: 94-1836 (580 amino acids)
Biological process (GO): box H/ACA snoRNP assembly
Cellular component (GO): cytoplasm; nucleoplasm
Source: RefSeq, a predicted model, not a curated record
UACGGUAGAACAUGGACGCCACACUGAGCAGCCUGUGCUGUUCGUGGUAAGAUCACAACAGAGUUUUAGGUCUGUAUCACUCACUCAACCACAAUGAUCACUCCUGCGUUCGACCUGAGCCAAGACCCAGAGUUCCUGACCCUCAGCAUCCGGGUGCCGUACACCAGGACCUCCGAGUUCGACCUCUACAUCGAUGGCACCGAGUUCAAGUUCUACGCAAAGCCUUACUUUCUCAGAUUGACUCUUCCUGGAAGAAUUGUGGAGGAUGGGAGGGAAAAGGCCACAUUUGACAUUGAUAAAGGUCUGUUCACUCUUCGGGUCCCCAAGGAGACGGCCGGAGAGCACUUCGAAGGCCUGCAGAUGCUGACGAGUCUCCUCGCUCCGAAGGGCUCCCGCUCGGCCAGGCCGCUGGUGGAAGACGUGAGCGCGGAAUGCAGCGUAAGCGCAGGAGACGAAGAGGAGGAGGACGAUGAGGAAGAAGAGUUUGACUGGCAGGUUGAGCAGCAGGUUUACACGGAGAGAUCUGAAGAGGAGCUGAGAGGUCUGCAAAAGUACGGCUUCGGGGGUCAGAGGUCGGGAGUGUUCGCUCGAUUACAGGAGGAGCUCAGCGAUGUGAUUGACGUGCAGAACCCAGACGGGACGUCGGCGGCGGAGAGGCGGCAGGGGCGGCUGGAGGCCGAGGCGGCGGCUUUCUCCCCGGACCAUUACCUAGCCGAUCUGUUUGAGGACGGGGAGAUCACGGGGCUGCAGAGCUUCAGUCCCUGGUGGGAGGAGCGGAGCGCGUCUGAAGAGCAGGACGGGGGCCAAGACGUGCUGUUUACUGACCAGGACAAAGAGCAGCUGAGGAGAUUCACUAACCGCUCCUACCUGCUGGACAAGCCGUCCCGUCACCAGGCCUGGCUCGGCCUCGUGGACGUGCUGCUGGCGUACGCGUACGAAGUGCGCUCCACGGAGGGGGAGCACAGCGUGGAGUCACCGUGGACCAUCAGGAAGCUGAGCGGGACUCUGAGCUGGCUGGACACCUACAGCUCGCUGCAGGAGGUCCUGGUGUCGUUUGGGAGGAGAGUCCUGUGCUACCCGCUCUACCGGCACUUUGCUCUGGUCACCUCAGCUGUUCGGGACGCAACUAAGAUUUUACAAUCUGGGAAAGCCUGCGUCCUCAAAUGCCUGCUGGAUAUCCACAAAGUCUUCAGAGAGAACGACCCGGCUUAUAUACUGAACGACCUGUACAUCACAGACUACUGCGUCUGGAUCCAGAGGGUCAAGUCCAGAAAGGUGACUGCACUGGCUGCCGCGCUGCAAAAAGCCUCCCUGCAGAAAGAAGACCUGAAACUGGAGCUGGACGAGCUGGAGGACGCAGCAGCGAUGGUGGCGGAGGAAGAGCAGCGGACUUCCAGCAGUGACGGCAGCAGCAGCGGCUCGUCCAGCGAGAGCGAGGAUUCGGACGAUGAAGGACAAGGCUGCUCUGACUCCAAGGAAGGAGGAGGAGGAGGGGGAGGAGGAGAGGCACGGACCCUCCAGCCCCAACCCUCCUCCUCUGUCUCUCCCCUCCACCAAACCCCCGCGAGUGCAGACUCCUCCGUGGAGAAGAGGAGCGCUGACGCCCCUCCCUCAGCCUCAGACGGCUGCAGGCAGCUGAUGCAGGAGCUGAGCAUCUCUCCAGACUCCAGCUGUAAACCAGGGACUCCACGUCCACGGCCGGGUGAUGCCGCGCCGGCCGGAGAGACGUCUGGGAGGAGCAGCGGAGGGGGUUUGUUGGAGCCGAGCCCUCGCAGGAACCCCCUGCUCAUCCUUCAGACACAGGACCAGGAUUCUGAGGAGGACCCGGCCAGCUAGACGGAAAAGGAUGAGCAAUUUAAAUGGCUGUGCUUGUAAGUUAGGAGGAGGGGGCUGUUGGUUUCUUUAUUUUUGAUUUGAUGAACUCGUAGAACAAAUGCAUAUUUGAUCAGUCUUUCCCAACUAAUCUCAGACGGAACGACUGAUCCUCUUGUUUCUGUUUUGUCCUUCGUGUUUUUGCUCUACGUCGACGCUACCAGCUGAAAUACUGAUUCUGUUUGUACUUAUUCAACAUAGUGUAUUUUUAAUCACUCUUUUGUAUCACUUGUGUACAUUUCUAUUCCCACAUUUGCAUAUUCAAGCUGUAGUUUCCUGUUUGGCUUUUGAAAAAUAAAAAUGAAUAUAUUG